Triticum turgidum subsp. durum (durum wheat) is the source of this 1023-nucleotide messenger RNA. NCBI's taxonomy places the organism in Eukaryota, Viridiplantae, Streptophyta, Magnoliopsida, Poales, Poaceae. The record is from the annotation of a GenBank genome assembly.
AUGAUGGUCAUUAUCUUUGCACUAUACUUUCGGAAAAUAAAGUUAUUUGGCUACCGGGUUUUUUUAAUUUAUGCGGUUCCUCUUGGUCUAGGAAUCACAUGGGCUGUUGCUUUCGCUUUGACAGCAAGUGGAGUUUACAGCUACAAAGACACUUCACAUGCCUUGAGAGUUUCUCCUUGGUUCAGAUUUCCGUAUCCGUUGCAAUGGGGCACUCCAGUUUUCAAUUGGAAAAUGGGCCUUGUGAUGUGUCUUGUAUCAGUUAUUGCAUCAGUUGAUUCUGUUGGUUCCUACCAUGCGUCAUCUUUGUUUGUGGCCACAAGACCACCAACAGUUGGAAUUGUUAGCAGGGGUAUAGGCGUUGAGGGUAUCUCCACAGUCUUGGCUGGCCUGUGGGGAACAGGAGUUGGAUCAGCAACAAUAACAGAAAAUGUACACACGAUCGCUGUGACUAAAAUGGGUAGCCGCAAGGCAGUUGGAUUUGGUGCUAUUGUACUUAUACUUCUCUCUGUUGUUGGAAAAGUUGGUGGUUUCAUUGCUUCCAUCCCUGAUGUUAUGGUUGCUGCUCUCCUUUGUUUCAUGUGGGCCAUGCUCUGUGCUCUUGGCUUGUCCAAUCUUCGUUAUGGUGCCACAGGAAGCUCGAGAAACAGUAUUGUAGUUGGGCUAGCAUUGUUUUUAUCCCUAUCAGUUCCUUCAUACUUCCAACAGUACGGAUUACUUCCGAACACAAACUCAUCAGUUCCAACCUACUUUCAGCCAUAUAAUGUUGCAUCACAUGGGCCUGUAGACACUGGAUUUGUUGGGGUAAACUACGUCCUCAAUACGGUACUGUCACUCAAUAUGGUGAUUGCAUUUCUGGUUGCUGUCAUACUCGACAAUACAGUCCCUGGUGGGCGCCAAGAGCGGGGCUUGUAUGUAUGGUCAGAAGCAGAGGAGGCGACAAGAGAACCAUCCUUCUUGAAAGACUAUGAACUUCCUUUCAAGAUAGGGCGGGCGUUCAGGUGGGUCAAAUGCAUGGGCCUAUAG